Molecule: messenger RNA, 1806 nt
Organism: Seriola dumerili (greater amberjack)
Lineage: Eukaryota; Metazoa; Chordata; Actinopteri; Carangiformes; Carangidae
Product: tryptase beta-2-like
Exons: 6
Coding region: 51-1043 (330 amino acids)
Biological process (GO): proteolysis
Molecular function (GO): serine-type endopeptidase activity
Source: RefSeq, a predicted model, not a curated record
CAUCGGAGAGACAGUGCUUACUGAAAACAAAAUAUUAAUGACAACACAGAAUGACAGCCGGGACUGCACUGAUACUCUUGACAUGGACAGUCCUCACUGGGCAAGGGUCAAAGGCUCAGGACUGUGGAGUGGCACCUCUGAACACAAGGAUAGUGGGUGGUGAGAAUGCCACAGCUGGGUCCUGGCCCUGGCAGGUCAGCAUACACUAUUUGUUGGCUCACACGUGUGGAGGGACGCUCAUCAGUGACCAAUGGGUACUCACAGCAGCCCACUGCAUCCGAGCGAACGCAGCUAAUAGAUGGGUUCUCUACUUCGGAAGAGUGAAUCAAAGUGGCCCUAAUGUUAAUGAGGAGAGGCGCACUGUGUCUGAAAUCAUCGUCCAUCCUGACUACAACAACACGUUAUUCAACAAUGACAUUGCCCUAAUGAAGCUCAGCAGCCCUGUCACUUUCACCGACUACAUCAGACCUGUCUGUCUUGCGAGUAACUCCAGCCAGUUCUACAACUCCACCCCCUGCUGGGCCACUGGCUGGGGAAGAGUCGGAAAGGAUGAGCCCUUGGUAGCCAUUGAGAGACUUAAGGAGGUUCAGGUUCCUGUUGUUGGAAACAAGCAGUGCAGCUGCAAUUAUCGCCCAGUAGAAGAGGCAAACAUCACUGACAACAUGAUUUGUGCCGGGCAAGAGAACAGAGGAACGUGUCAGGGGGACUCCGGUGGACCUUUGCAAUGCAAACAAGGUUCAGUGUGGAUCCAGGCUGGCAUUACCAGUUUUGGAGUACCUUGUGCAACGGCUGAUUUCCCUGAGGUCUUCGCCCGAGUGUCUCAGUUCCAGACUUGGAUUCUAGACCAAGUGGCAGGGUCCAGCGUUAGCUUUGUGACAUUCACCUCCAGAGGCCAAAAUCCUGAAAGCAACUUUGUGUGUCGUGCAAACUCUCCUAAUGCAACAGCAGCAACUCCAACUACGACCUCCAUGGCACCAACCUUUGCAAUUGAGCUUGCACAUGUUGUAUUCUUAGUGUUCCUGCAACACAUUUUAGCUCUAUAGCACAGUUUUGCUAAACAACUUCUCAAACUGAAUGCAGACAAUGGUAGGCUAUAAAGCCGUCCAUGUUAUGAGUUGCACCACAGUGCCUUAAUAUUAAAAUUAAAAUAAAUAAUUAAAAAAAAAUAUUAAUAUGAAAACUAAUAAUGAAACAAGGUGUCUUCUAUCACUAUCAGUUACAAUGGGUUGAAAUGAAUUACUCUUUGACUCAGAACUUACUUACUAAAGAACUAAAAACUAACUAAAGAAAAUAAUGUAUUGAGUCUGAAUUGGUAUUGGUAUUACUGACAAGUAAUUUUUUUUUAAAUUAAUAAAUACACAUAUAAAUGAGGUGGAGAAAAAAUAUAACAUUACUGAUGUAAUACGUAGAGUAACAUUUCUUUUGGUAAAGAAAUUGACUUAACACCCUUCCACUUCUGUAAAUCAUGAUCAUAUGAGGAUCUACGCUAAAAAGCAGGUAGUCAAAAUUAAGAACAAGCGACCAAAAGCACCACAAACAGGGUCAGACUGGAAACUAAAUUAUUUUCGACCGGACUCAUUUCUCCCCAACGUAUCACAAUUUCAGGCUAUUUAUAACAUAUAGGCUAAGCAACAGAUAUGAAGGCAGCUCAUUGGCUGAUGCAGAAUAAUGGACAGACAGCAUCCAUGUUUGUUGUGUAUAAAUCAAUGUAGAGGUCAUCUUGCAGAAUCUGACUGUGGCUGAAUAUUGCUAUAAACAAAACGCAGUGAAUGUACUUCCUUUUUAAAGGAUUCUUUAAAAGUAAAG